AUGGAAAAUCUAAACAAACGCUUACAAUCAACAACUGAAAAGUGCGAUACUGUUAAUAAUUCUUCUCUUACUGUGCAAUCUUCUGGUGCUACUGUAAACAGUACGCAUGAAAGCAGUACAAGUACAAGUGCUAACAGUAGUAUUUCUUUCGAUCAUUCUGUAGGCUUAACUCGAACUGAAUUGUCUACUGCUCUCGAAAUUCAAAUUCCAUUGGUACUAAAUGCGCAUGGUAUUAAGUGUACAAGUAAAGCACAUCGCAAUAAGCCUUGCAAUUGCACAUUAGUACAAAAUGAAAUGUUAUUAUUUAAAGAAUACAAUGGUACUAAGGUCUGA
Molecule: messenger RNA, 333 nt
Organism: Thelazia callipaeda (thelaziosis nematode)
Lineage: Eukaryota; Metazoa; Nematoda; Chromadorea; Rhabditida; Thelaziidae
Source: the annotation of a GenBank genome assembly